CGCACCAAUCCAAGUCUCUGUUGGGGGGAAGGAAGCUCAAAGCUCAAAGCUCUGGAGCUCAGGCUUCGCACAAGAAGACGACGACAACGACGACGAGAUCUCAAUCUCAUUUGUAGCGCUUUGCAACGAUGAUGGAGUGGUUGAAUGCGAUGGUGUCAGAGCCCUAUUACCUCUUCCAUUUCCUCGCCGCCUUCUCCUACAUCCCCAUCCGCUGCUCCGCCUCCCUUGUCCUCCCUCCUGACAUCAUUACUCACCUUCUUCAUCGGGAGAUUCAAGCGGCAUUGGCGUUCCUUGUGCUCGUUGCUAUCAGGGUUUUUGUCAUCCUUGUUUCGUUGAUUAUUGAUCACCACCUCACUCUUUGGUACAUAUUGUCAUUCCUAGUUAUUUAUGCGUUAACACCUCAACCUGCUUAUCAAGGUUUAGGAACCUCAAGCAAGCUGACUCCUCUGCAACUGGAGACCGUGCUGACCGAAGGGGGCCACUCAAGGUUCUGGUUGGUAGAAUUUCGUGCUUCAUGUUUGGCCUCGUGCAUACGUGCUAGUCGAUGCUUUGCUGAGCUCUCAAUUACAUAUUCAAACAAGAAUUUGUCUUUUGGGAUAAUUGACCUUGGACUAUUUCCAAAUGUAGUGGACAAGUUCGGAAUAUCUCUCGUGACAACUGGACAGCUUCCCACAUACAUCUUGUUUGAAAAUGCAACCGAAGUUGCUCGUUUCCCAGAGAUUGAUUUUGAAACAAAAGCUUCUCAUCCUCCCAUAACGAAGAGACUCCUCACGCGGCAUUUCGAGCUGGACCGUCUCCUCCUUGAAUACGUGAAUGGAAAAUAAGUAACCUCAAUAAGCCUUUCACCUGCUCACAACUCAUUUCUGGGUUUUGCUUCUUGUUAAAUCAGAAAAAAUGCAGUUUUGGGUGACCAAUAUCCGUCAUCAGCACUAAUCCAUGGCAACAACCACGAGAAUUCCUAGUUUGGGUAGCCUAAAAUAGUUUUAGCAAUUGUUUCUUAUCGAAAUUUGUCAGCACCCUUUUUUAGUUUUUCUUGCUCAGGACAAUGGUCUUCUUGGAGGCAGUGAAAAUUAAAUGGUGCUACAGAGAAGAGAGCCCCGGAGCCUGAUUUUGCAGUUAGUCCAUUGAGCUUCAACUCAAGUUCCCGAUCAUUCACUCUGAUGAACUUGCCCCAUGCCAAGUCCUCAAUUACGAUAAAUGCAGGCAUUUGCUACUCUUUUCUCCGUUCCUUGUAAGCAUCAUGAUGUUGGUUCUUUUAAAGUCUAUAGGUUAAUCAGCUCUCAGAUCUAUAAUUUCUUAUACAAACGAAGGUCUUUCAAGAUAUUUGCACGACGAGUACUUGACAAAGAAUACCAUCGAUGCUAGCAGCAGCAUCCUUGGGUUUCCUUCCUCCA
Punica granatum (pomegranate) is the source of this 1394-nucleotide messenger RNA. The record is from RefSeq and is a predicted model, not a curated record. Lineage: Eukaryota; Viridiplantae; Streptophyta; Magnoliopsida; Myrtales; Lythraceae.